GGACAUUCUAGAGUAUGUUUUUGUAGCUUCUUGUGACCCAGAUAUAUGAUUAUAUCUCAAAAAUAGUAAGAAUAUUUUAAGUUUAACUCAUAGAUAGUAAUUAUGUUCUCAUAUUAUUUCAAUGAUGGCUCAAGAUCUCUUACAGCCUUACUUUCCGAGCCAGGAGACUUUCUUUUAUCCUCACGAGAUUCUUCAAAUGCUAGUUUGAAAAUUUUCUUAUUGGAGUUUUCUUUGUUCCUAAUCUCAGCAGCGAUUUUUAAGAGAUCACUGAUCUCCUGUUUCAAAGAGCUUGCUUUCUCUCAUUUAUCUGAAACUUUAAACAAUCCACGAGGCUUGCAAAUUUCGUUAUUCUUAAUUUCUUCAUGAUUUGAGUCUCUCUUUGGCUUUUCGCCUUGAAACCCACAAUCUAAUAUUUUAUUCUCUUUUAAAUAACAAGAAGUUUCUUUCGGGUUAAAAUUGAACUUCUUCCCAUCUUUCUGCUUCUUCAUGCUCAAAGACUUAGAACUCAUAUUCUCCAAUAUCUUGGACGAACUUGGAAUCUUUCAGGAUGAAACUUCUUCACUUAAAAACUCAUCAGAGAUGUUCUCUUCACGAUUGAUUUUAGGUAUAAAGUCCAUUUCUCACUAUAUAAUAU
Messenger RNA from Moneuplotes crassus, 634 nucleotides. The record is from the annotation of a GenBank genome assembly. Lineage: Eukaryota; Ciliophora; Spirotrichea; Euplotida; Euplotidae.